Molecule: messenger RNA, 3571 nt
Organism: Nematostella vectensis (starlet sea anemone)
Lineage: Eukaryota; Metazoa; Cnidaria; Anthozoa; Actiniaria; Edwardsiidae
Product: ABC-type oligopeptide transporter ABCB9
Exons: 1
Coding region: 196-2667 (823 amino acids)
Biological process (GO): peptide transport; transmembrane transport
Cellular component (GO): lysosomal membrane
Molecular function (GO): ABC-type oligopeptide transporter activity; ATP binding; ATP hydrolysis activity
Source: RefSeq, a predicted model, not a curated record
CGAUCGGAUAUUGCACCAACAGAAUGUCAGACAAGUUUUCUAUGAUGUUCGCGCAGUUUCACGUUAUAAAACCAUAGCCAUGUCACGCACUACAUGCAGUGAAAUGGUACAUAUAUUUAUUGCUUUACGGUGACAAAAUUUGGGGACAAUUUAUUUUCAUUUAAGCUGAUUUUCAAGUGAUUCUGUUGGAUCAACAUGGCCAGUUCCAAUCCCGGUUCCACUAUACCACAGUCAAAGAUUCUUUCUGGUCGUUCUAACAGUAAUUUACUCAAGCUCGGCCUCGUCGUGGUUUCUCUACUCCUAGACAUCGUGACCUCAAGUACUCUAUUUUUUCAUGGCGGAGGUUUUUCAAGGUUCAUUGACGAAGCAAGUGGCAAGUUCAAGUUUUGCUCGAGCACUGUCGACGUAUGGUUGAUGUCCUUGUUUCGUUGUUGCCUCGUAUGUGGGGCUAUCAUUGGCUCUAUCUUCAAUCGUAGAGAAGCCUUCAAAAGACUUUCUUCUUCAACACGAACUAUAUUCUACGUCUCUUCAUCCCUUGUGAUUUACAUCGUGGUGAAAUUUCUCAUGAGUUACGAGUGUAAUUUGAGUUCUGACAGCAAAGUGUGGUUUUGGAGUCUGUGUGGGUUUGGUGUCUUUGCCAACUUUCUGUUGACAAGUUCCUGGUACAUCCUGUCAAGAAUGGCACCAUUGUCUAACCUUUCUACUGACCAAGAAAGUGGUGAAUUAUUUGAGCGAGAGCUAUUGUUGGACACUAAUGAAGAACAAGAAGCAAAAAACGAAAAGAAUAAAGAAUUUAUUACUAGUGCAUCGUCAUGGAAACUGCUUUCAUAUCUAAAACCAGACAUGGGUUAUGUCGCAUUAGCAUUUUUUUUUCUUGUUGCAGCAUGCGCAGCACAGAUAUUUAUCCCAUAUUAUACUGGUUUGGUAAUUGAUGGGAUAGCUAUUGAAAAGAAUAAAAAGAAAUUUGAGAUGGCUAUCUUAACCAUGGGAUUGAUCUGUCUUGGUGAAGCGAUUUGUGCUGGCUUUAGAGGAGCAAUAUUCCGUUAUGUGGCUUCAAGAUUUAAUAUCCGAAUCAACAACCUCCUAUUUGGCUCUAUUGUUAACCAAGAUAUUAGUUUCUUUGACAAGACCAAGACAGGAGAGAUUGUAUCACGACUAACAUCAGAUACUACAAAGAUGAGUGAUCAGGUGUCUUUGAAUGUCAAUGUAUUUCUUCGAAAUGUCUUCAAGGGAGCAGGAGUCUGUAUUUUUAUGUUCAAGUUGUCAUGGCAACUGUCAGUAGUGACUAUGAUUGGCCUUCCUCUAAUUGCCUUUCUGUCUGAAGUGUAUGGGAAUUACUAUAAGAAGCUUUCGACUGCCGUCCAGGAUGCCAUAGCAAGAACAAACGAAGUUGCAGCUGAGGUAGUCUCAUCCAUGAAGACAGUACGCAGCUUUGCUAAUGAGCAAGGGGAGUUGAAUCGCUACAAGGAAAAGAAUAAUGAAGUAUUCAAACUACAAAUCAAAGAGGCUGUUGUUAUUGGGGGUUAUAAUGGCUGCACCGAGAUCAUGUUUCUUGCAAUGGAAGUGAUAAUCCUUUACUAUGGAGGACACCUGGUGCUGGAAGGGUAUCUUACAGGAGGAAACCUUGUCUCAUUCAUUCUCUAUCAACUAGAGCUCGCUGAUGCUCUGGAGGAAAUUGGUGAUGUCUACACUGGUCUUAUGGAGGCUGUUGGGGCUGCAGAAAAGGUAUUCAAGUUAAUUGACCGUGAGCCAGCCAUCCUAAAUAAUGGCAAAGUCAUCCCUCUGAGCUGUGAGGGUGCUAUAGAGUUUAAAGAUGUCUCAUUCAGUUACCCAACAAGGCCAGAUAUCCCUGUCCUUGACAAUGUUUCUUUCAUGGUAGAGCCAGGCCAGGUUGUCGCUUUAGUUGGCCCAAGUGGAGGAGGAAAGAGUACAUGCAUUAAUUUGCUUGAACACCUGUACGAGCCGACAGGAGGCGAAGUCCUUAUUGAUGCUGUACCUGUUAAAGAUCUUGACCACUAUUACCUACACAACAAGGUGUCCCUGGUAGGACAAGAGCCUGUUCUGUUUGCUCGUUCCAUCAAGAAGAACAUUGCGUAUGGUGUUGAAGAUCUUGCUGACAACCCAGAGACUGUGGAGCAUGUGUCAAGAUUAGCAAACGCUCAUAGCUUUGUCAGUGGCAUGCCUAAAGGAUAUGACACAGAGACAGGAGAAAAGGGUCUUCAGUUUUCUGGGGGUCAGAAGCAGCGCAUUGCAAUUGCCAGAGCCCUGAUAAGAAACCCCAAAAUCCUUCUGCUGGAUGAAGCAACAAGUGCUCUGGAUGCAGAGAGUGAGCACUUAGUGCAGGAUGCCAUCUACAAGAACUUGCAAGGGCACACAGUACUGAUCAUUGCACACAGGCUUAGCACUAUAGAGAAGGCAGAUCUCAUCAUCGUGAUUGACAAGGGCCAAGUUGCUGAGAUAGGCACCUAUUCACAUCUGAUAGCUAAGGACGGGUUGUUCAACAGACUUGUUCAACGGCAGCUUGUAGGUCAUGCUGCCCCCACAUCAAGUGAUGAUGGGGCUUCCAUUGUGAGACACAGGAGCAUCCAGCGACAGGAUAGUGAUAGCUCAGGAUCGUCUGUAUCCUCUGGCAGUCCAGACUACAAAAUGAGCCCUCCAAAGUUAUAACUCUUAUAACAACCAAAUCAAGAAUGAUUUAUCAGAUGAUCAUAAAGAUUAAGGCAUCUGCCUACAAGCGAAAACAUAUUUGUUUAUAAAUAAAACACAUAAACAUAUUUGUAUAUAAAUAUAUUAAUGGGGCGAAUACUGUUUGAUAACAAAUAAGCUGGAAAUCGAGCCGCAUGCAUGGCUAAAUGAUGUGAAGUGGGCGUAGCUAAAUGAUGUGAAGUGGGCGUAGCUAAAUGAUGUGUAGUGGCUAUUACCAACAUGUGUAAAAGCUAAACUAUGGCAUCCAGGUAUUACUCCAUGUGUAUACUAUUGCUUGAAAUUACAGUGAUAACAUUCUAAUUUUGUUUUGCUAUACUGCACCAUUUAAACUAUUAAAAUUGUUGUACAUAGUUCUUGACUUAGCUACAUGUACAAUUGUGCUGGCCUAUUUUUUCACCUCAAGGCUACAGAGUAAUAUUAUAAUCAAGAUAAUACAUAUCAAAGUCAAAGAAGAAGGUUUUUAUUAUUUCUUAUAUAGACAAGAGAAUAGCUCAUCAAGCAACAAAAACUAGCACACUAGUUCCAGGAGUUCCAAGCAAGAACUUUCCUGCAUGAAGUUGAGUCGGUUAUACAAGUGUAGGGAAAAAAAAAUAUAUAUUUAUAUAUUAACUGAUGAGGCCUAGCAAUGGUAUGAAAUAGAACCUACUACGCAUGAUGCAUGCACUUUAUUAUGUACAGAGUUGCACUGACACUUGUGCAUUUUACCUGUCAACUCUCCCGCAUUAGGCCGGAGUCUCAAGAUUUUGGACUCCUCCCGCCUUAAGCACCAAAUCUCCCGCUUUUUAGAGAUUUUUAUCACUUCCCCAAAAAAUAUUCUCUAGAAAAUUGUCAUUUUGCCUAUUUUCUAUUAAAAUAUUUAAAACAA